AUGAAGCCCGACACUACUUUUCUGUUGAUUGUCGCAGCCUUCCUUGGGCUUGCGAAUGCCCAGAUUACGCCUGGCCCUAGGCCUGCUAGGCCUGUUAGCCCGGCUACCCCUCCUGCUGGUGGUAUCCAACCUGGCAGCGGUGGUAUCCAGCCUGGCAGCGGUGGUAUCCAGCCUGGCAGCGGUGGCAUUCAGCCUGGCAGCGGUGGUAUCCAGCCUGGCAGCGGUGGCAUUCAGCCUGGCAGCGGUGGUAUCCAGCCUGGCAGCGGUGGUAUCCAGCCCGGCAGCGGUGGCAUUCAGCCCGGCAGCGGUGGUAUCCAACCUGGCAGUGGUGGCAUCCAGCCCGGCAGCGGUGGCAUCCAACCUGGCAGCGGUGGCAUCCAGCCCGGCAGCGGUGGCAUCCAGCCCGGCAGCGGUGGCAUCCAGCCCGGCAGCGGUGGCAUCCAGCCCGGCAGCGGUGGCAUCCAACCUGGCAGUGGUGGCAUCCAGCCCGGCAGCGGUGGCAUCCAACCUGGCAGCGGUGGCAUCCAACCCGGCAGCGGUGGCAUCCAGCCCGGCAGCGGUGGUAUCCAACCUGGCAGUGGUGGCAUCCAGCCUGGCAGCGGUGGCAUCCAGCCUGGCAGCGGUGGCAUCCAGCCUGGCAGUGGUGGUAUCCAGCCCGGCAGCGGUGGCACCCCCCCUGGAGCCUCGGCCUGUCCUAACCCGCGGAAGCCAUACAAUCAAUCCCCACCGGUCACCACUAGCAUCUCCUGUCCUGCGAGUGAUGGCAGUAUCUACGAAACAGUUGAUGGCAGCUGGUACUACCUUCAGUGCUGCACGCAGGGCUCAUCUAAUGCGUUAUCUGUCGGUACUCCACAGGUAUCGAGUAUGGAGGAAUGCCUGAAGAAAUGCGCUGAUGUGGCAAACUGCGAAACUGUCUCGUUCGAGCCUUCCACCCUAUAUUGCAACCUCCUCGACUUCGGUUCCUUUUCUCAAACCUCUCACGGCAGCCAGCUUUAUGCCUUCCCGACUUCCCCUCCGGCUACAAAGCAGCCCACAUUGAUAACUCGCCGAUGCGCUACUGCCUGUCCCGAGGCUAAUGGCCAGAUCUACGUCAGCCCCUUUGGUGAGACUUUCUACAUGAGCUGUGGAAUGCGCCAUGGCACACCGUAUCUCAACGUUGAGUCAGUCUCGACACUUGAAGACUGCAUGGAUCACUGCGCGGGAUCCCCUUCAUGCAGCAGUGUUGACUUCGAUCAAAACAAGCAGGUGUGCUAUUUGAGCAACAACGACAGCCCGCCAACUAUCGCAGCCCCCCGCUUUGCCGCUGCUCAUUCCGUCGGUUGUUCUGGCGCAUGCGAGGGGUGCGGUAAGAAAUCGUGUGGCGCACAGCAACCAAAGCCCGACCCGAGUCAAUGCACUGACAACCAGAUUGUUCAUGUUGCCAACCACCCAUUCCGCAUGCAAUGUAACCGAUGCUAUAUAGGCCCAGCAGACUCCGCUGUCUCCAAGCCUGAAGCGCAGACUCAUGAGCAGUGCAUGCACCUUUACCUGCUGGAAGCUGAUCACUACGUGGGAGCAAAUUGGUUGCAAAAUGGCGGAUGUCAUUUGAUGCCCGCUGGCUCUUCGGUCGUGAGCCAUGCUGACUGUACGGCAGCCUUCGUGCCUCUUUGGAGGUAA
Molecule: messenger RNA, 1656 nt
Organism: Penicillium griseofulvum
Lineage: Eukaryota; Fungi; Ascomycota; Eurotiomycetes; Eurotiales; Aspergillaceae
Exons: 4
Coding region: 1-1656 (551 amino acids)
Source: RefSeq, a predicted model, not a curated record